GUGGGUCCAAAACACUGCUUUUUGGGAUUUUUGUUUUUUUUGUGAUUGGUCCUUGUGCAGGUAUUAAAGAGUGUGUGACCGCACAAAUCAAAAAAAUACAGGAAGGACCUGCAAUACCACAAAGGCCCCCUACACCAUUUAGUCUAUUCCAAUCAUAUGCCGGUUAUAUGUGCGGACCCGUGAAGAAUAUUUUCGAAUGUUUGAAGAACGCAGAUUCUAUUUCCGAGGAUAAAGUUAGGCGCAUAUAUUUGGAGAAGGCAGGAGAGAAGCUGCCAUCUGAAUCAACAUGGCCAACAUACGAUCAGACGAAGAUGUUUGCCUUACAAGAAUGUCCAAUGUUACCUACAGAUUUCUCAACUAACAAGUGCGUCAUGGAUAAUCUGAAGACGGACAAUUUUGUCAUGUGUUUUCAAAAUGUAUCAAUGACCUAUCCUACACAUAACAACAAAGUCAGCUGCGACGCAUACAAGGCCGGGCACAAUUGCGUGUCUAUGUAUGUUGGAACAAAGUGCGGGAGCCAGUACACGAGGGGGUUUGAGAAGAUUACUCCUUUAUUCAUGGCAGGGAUACCAGCAACUUAA
This is a messenger RNA of Ruditapes philippinarum (Manila clam), 581 nucleotides long. RefSeq lists its product as uncharacterized. NCBI's taxonomy places the organism in Eukaryota, Metazoa, Mollusca, Bivalvia, Venerida, Veneridae. The transcript has 5 exons. The record is from RefSeq and is a predicted model, not a curated record. The coding region runs from base 168 to 581 and encodes 137 amino acids.